AUGAAGAGAAGAGCAGCAAGCCCCCUUCCCACCACCGCCCGCGAAAGCCCCCACAAGAAAGUCAUGACAGAAGCCGGCAACGGCACCGGCAGCAGCAAUAGCAACGGCAAGAUGGACAUCGAUACUCCCGCUGCGGGGGUCGAGCAGCUCAAGGAUGCCAGCAAUGCGAGCGGCGAGAUCGACGAGUCGCUCUACUCCCGACAGCUGUACGUGCUCGGCCACGAGGCCAUGAAGCGGAUGGGCUCCAGCAAUGUGCUCAUCGUCGGUCUCCGCGGUCUGGGCACGGAGAUUGCAAAGAACGUGGCGCUGGCUGGAGUCAAGAGCCUGACUCUGUUCGACCCCAAGCCCGCGCGUAUUGACGACCUCUCCUCGCAGUUCUUCCUGACACCCCGCGAUGUCGGCAAGCCUCGUGCUGCUGUCACACAGCCCAAGGUCUCAGAGCUCAACCCAUACACGCCCGUCAACCUCCACCCAGGCGACAGCCUGACGGGCGAUCUGAGCCAGCUCAAGCAGUACCAGGUCGUCGUCCUGACCGACACCACACUCGACGACCAGCUCAAGAUCGCCGACUACUGCCACCAGAAUGGCAUCUACCUCGUCAUCACAGACACCUAUGGCCUCUUCGGCACCAUCUUCACAGAUUUCGGCAAGAACUUCACUGUCGGAGAUGCUACCGGCGAGAACCCGCUCAACGGCAUCGUCGCCGAUAUCGACUCAGACGGCUUGGUCUCGGCCCUGGACGAGACGCGCCACGGAUUAGAAGAUGGGGACUUUGUCACAUUCUCAGAGGUGGAGGGCAUGGAGAAAUUGAACGAUGGCACACCUCGGAAGGUGACAGUCAAGGGACCAUACACAUUCUCGAUUGGAGAUGUAUCUGGCGUGGGCCAGUACAAGCGUGGUGGUUUGUACCAGCAGGUCAAGAUGCCCAAGAUCCUUGACUUUGAGCCUCUGAGCCAGCAGCUCAAGAAGCCGGAGCUUCUGAUGUCCGACUUCGCCAAGUUUGAUCGACCUGGACAGCUCCACGUCGGUUUUCAGGCGCUACAUGCGUUCGCGAAGAACCACAGCGGCGAAUUCCCUCGCCCACACAACGACGCGGACGCCGCCGAGGUAUUCAAGCUCGCCCAAGAGAUCGCGAAGACGCAAGAGGAGCCUCCCGAGUUGGAUGAGAAGCUCUUGAAGGAGCUGUCUUAUCAGGCACGUGGUGACCUAUCACCCAUGGCUGCCUUCUUUGGUGGUCUUGCUGCACAGGAGGUCCUGAAAUCUGUCUCUGGAAAGUUUCAUCCUAUCAAGCAGUGGCUGUACUUUGACUCGCUCGAAUCGCUCCCCACCUCGACGCCUCGCAGUGAAGAGCUGUGCAAGCCUUUAGGCACUCGGUACGAUGGUCAGAUCGCGGUGUUUGGCAAGGAGUUCCAGGACAAGAUUGCAAAUGUGAAGCAAUUUCUGGUUGGUGCGGGUGCCAUCGGCUGUGAGAUGUUGAAGAACUGGGCCAUGAUUGGCCUUGCGACUGGGCCAAACGGAAAGAUCAGUGUGACGGAUAUGGACCAGAUUGAGAAGAGCAAUUUAAACCGCCAAUUCUUGUUCCGUUCCAAGGACGUGGGUAAGCUCAAGAGCGAGUGUGCAGCCGAAGCAGUCCAGGUCAUGAAUCCAGAUUUGAAGGGCAAGAUCGAAAUGAUGAAGGAUAGAGUGGCACAGGACACAGAGCACAUCUUCAACGAGAACUUCUGGGAAGGCUUGGACGGUGUGACGAACGCUCUGGACAAUGUAGAUGCGCGGACAUACGUGGAUAGGAGAUGCGUCUUCUUCCACAAGCCCCUUCUGGACAGCGGUACUCUCGGCACCAAGGGCAACACACAGGUUGUCCUGCCACGUCAGACGGAGUCGUACUCCAGCUCGCAAGAUCCUCCGGAGCAAUCAUUCCCGAUGUGUACUCUCCGCUCAUUCCCCAACCGCAUCGAGCAUACCAUUGCUUGGGCAAAGGAUCUAUUCCACACCUACUUCGCUGGCCCCGCAGAAAUCGUCAACACCUAUCUCACCCAGAAGGACUACUUGGCCAGUGCGCUGAAGCAGUCCGGUAACGAGAAGCAGACGCUGGAGACCCUCCGUGAUUACCUCGUGACCGAGAAGCCGGAGAACUUUGAUGACUGUAUCGAGUGGGCCCGCAAGCAGUUCGAGAAGCAGUACAACAACGCCAUCCAGCAGUUGCUGUACAACUUCCCCAAGGACUCCAAGACCUCAUCAGGCCAGCCAUUCUGGUCUGGUCCCAAGCGUGCUCCUGAUCCACUCCAAUUCGAUCCAUCCAACCCCACUCACUACGGCUUCAUCCUUGCCGCUGCGAACCUCCACGCCUUCAACUACGACAUCAAGCCCAACAACGACCGCAAAUACAUCACAUCGGUGCUUGAGCGCCAGAUCAUCCCCGACUUCAAGCCGGACCCUGGUGUCAAGAUUCAAGCCGAUGACAAGGAGCCCGAUCCGAACGGCGGUGGGCCAGCGGACGAUAACGCUGAGCUGGAGCAGAUCGCGAAGUCGCUGCCGCAACCAAAGACGCUUGGCGACUUCCGUCUGGAGCCAGUCGAGUUUGAGAAGGACGACGACACCAAUUUCCACAUCGACUUCAUCACGGCGGCCUCGAACCUGCGUGCGGAGAACUACAAGAUUGUGACGGCUGAUCGUCACAAGACCAAGUUCAUCGCUGGCAAGAUCAUCCCAGCUAUUGCCACCACCACGGCGCUGGUCACCGGUCUCGUCAUCCUGGAGCUGUACAAGAUCAUCGAUGGGAAGGACGACAUCGAGCAAUACAAGAAUGGAUUCGUCAACCUGGCAUUGCCGUUCUUCGGCUUCUCCGAGCCCAUCGCCAGUCCGAAGGGCAAGUACCAAGGACCGAAUGGCGAGGUGACCAUCGACAAGCUCUGGGACCGCUUCGAGACGGAGGACGUGACGCUGCAGCAGUUCCUGGACGACUUCAAGGCCAAGGGGCUGAGCAUUAGCAUGAUCAGUUCUGGGGUGAGCUUGUUGUACGCCAGCUUCUAUCCAGCCAGCAAGAACAAGGAGCGCCUGCCGAUGAAGUGAGUCAACACAUCCUUCCUGACAUGAUGACAAUCGCUAACAGCUUUGCAGGAUGUCCCAGCUUGUUGAGCACAUUAGCAAGAAGAAGAUUCCAGAUCACCAGAAGAACGUCAUCUUCGAGAUCACUGCCGAGGACGAGACAGAAGAGGAUGUGGAGAUACCGUACGUGAUGCUCAAGCUGGACAAGUAG
Messenger RNA from Lecanosticta acicola, 3256 nucleotides. The record is from the annotation of a GenBank genome assembly. Lineage: Eukaryota; Fungi; Ascomycota; Dothideomycetes; Mycosphaerellales; Mycosphaerellaceae.